Molecule: messenger RNA, 639 nt
Organism: Phytophthora infestans T30-4
Lineage: Eukaryota; Oomycota; Peronosporomycetes; Peronosporales; Peronosporaceae
Exons: 4
Coding region: 1-639 (212 amino acids)
Source: RefSeq, a predicted model, not a curated record
AUGGUGGAGAUUGCUCGAGGCCGACUCGCGGUGCUACGAGCACAGGAGGAGACAAACAUUUCGGCGGCCAGCUUCCGGCUUUUGCUAGUUGAAGGUUUUUCUGCGAGCAAGGUCUGCAUCUCCGGAGCGUUAAAGACGAUUCAGCUACGACUGGUGCGGAAUACCGAGGCUGGCGAGUGCUACCUCACAUGGACGCCGUCGAGGAAGAAAAAGCCUCGGAUCAAUUUACACGACAUCGAGCAGGUCAUCGCGAUUCGGAAGGAAGGCAACUCAGAGGCUCCGCGGUUGUCCAAGAAAGUAAGCCAUCGACGAGGAAUCAUUCUUGUGUGUAAAAGCUAUCACCGAGGACGGAUCGUCCUCGAAGUGACAACCAAGAGAGAGCGAAAUGUUCUUCUCCAAGGAUUCCAGCACCUCCUAAGGGAAAUAGUCUCAACAGAAUCGAGUCUAGACGAUAUUGGAGCGCUUCGGAGUCAGCAACCACGGCGUCAAAGUACGCGGUUCUGUGGCUACUCUGUACGGGCAGAUGCAAAGGCAAUCGAGCAUUUUUACCAGACGCGUUUUGACGAUUCGCCUGACUCCGCAAUUUCUCAUCCGUCGCAGUCUUCACGGCCGAGCCGAGCUAUGGAAGUUAGGCACUAG